AAUGAAGACCAUUCUCAGCAGUCAGACUGUGGACAUCCCCGACCAGGUCGAGGUGAGGUUGAAGGGGCGGACAGUCACUGUCAAGGGGCCCCGUGGCAAACUCGUCAGGGAGUUUAACCACAUCAACCUGGAGCUCAGUCUGCUGGGCAAGAAACAGAAGAAGCUUCGUGUGGAUAAAUGGUGGGGUAACAGGAAGGAGUUGGCCACGGUCCGCACCAUCUGCAGCCACGUCCAGAACAUGAUCAAGGGAGUCACCUUGGGCUUCCGGUACAAAAUGCGCUCGGUGUACGCCCAUUUCCCCAUCAACGUCGUCAUCCAGGAGACUGGAACUCUGGUGGAGAUCAGGAACUUCCUGGGAGAGAAAUACAUCCGCCGCGUCCGAAUGAGGGCUGGUGUGAACUGUGCAGUGUCCACUGCCCAGAAGGACGAGCUGAUCCUGGAGGGAAACGACAUUGAGCUGGUGUCAAACUCAGCUGCUCUGAUCCAACAGGCUACCACAGUCAAAAAUAAGGAUAUCAGAAAGUUCUUGGAUGGUGUUUACGUGUCUGAGAAGGGAACAGUAGUGGAUGCCCCUCAGUAAAAAAAUACAUCUGCACUCAUUGAGCGGCCUUGAUCCAACAGGCCACCACGGUCAAAAAGAAGGACAUCAGGAAGUUCCUGGACGGAAUCUAUGUGAGCGAGAAGACCACCGUGGUCCAGCAGGAUACUGAAUAAUUGUUCACUAUGUCCUUAUGACCAAUAAAACUACCAACUUUUCCAGCCAAUCUC
This is a messenger RNA of Notothenia coriiceps (black rockcod), 768 nucleotides long. It is a transcript of the gene rpl9, whose product is annotated as ribosomal protein L9. The transcript is spliced from 7 exons. The record is from RefSeq and is a predicted model, not a curated record. Gene Ontology annotation, cellular component: cytosolic large ribosomal subunit; ribosome. Gene Ontology annotation, biological process: cytoplasmic translation. Bases 2 to 580 code for a protein of 192 amino acids. NCBI's taxonomy places the organism in Eukaryota, Metazoa, Chordata, Actinopteri, Perciformes, Nototheniidae. Gene Ontology annotation, molecular function: rRNA binding; structural constituent of ribosome.